Molecule: messenger RNA, 1536 nt
Organism: Heterobasidion irregulare TC 32-1
Lineage: Eukaryota; Fungi; Basidiomycota; Agaricomycetes; Russulales; Bondarzewiaceae
Exons: 3
Coding region: 28-1410 (460 amino acids)
Biological process (GO): mitotic spindle assembly checkpoint signaling; meiotic sister chromatid cohesion, centromeric
Molecular function (GO): protein kinase activity
Source: RefSeq, a predicted model, not a curated record
AAACAACUUGCUAAAUUCACCUUGACCAUGUCUACGUCCCCCGAAAACGAUGCUGACGACCUCUUUCAGCAAGAUGGACCCGUGAUCGUCGACGGCGAUCUUCUCGAAGCCAAGAAAGAGAAUAUACAGCCCCUCGCCUCAGGCCGUCGAGCGACCUCCCUUCAAGCAGCUCUCUCCACUCCGCACGCACUUCGAGAGUCCAAGCUUGCAGCGACGCGUAACCGGCUUCGUAUCAACGUCGAAGUUGCCUUGGAAGACGAGGACGACGACCCUCUUGAGGCGUACUGCCGACUCGUGUACUGGACUGUGGAGAAUUACCCGGAGGGUCACAGCGCGGAGUCCGGCCUACUCGAGUUGCUGGAAGAGGCGACCCGCGUCUUGAAGGAUGAUAGACGUGGGACGUGGAGGAGUGAUCUGCGAUACCUGAAGCUGUGGGUGUUGUAUGCCACUUACGUGGAGAAACCUGCCACUAUCUUCAAAUAUCUGAUGGCGAAUGACAUCGGGUCUUCGUUCUCUCUUUUUUACGAAGAAUUUGCUGCCGUGUUGGAAAGGAAUGGGAGGCGAACUGAAGCGGACGAGGUCUAUCUUCUGGGGAUCCACAGACAGGCAUCCCCAAUCGAACGCCUGCAAUCCAAACAUCGCGAAUUCCAGAAGCGAAUGAUGUCUGCUGCUCCUGCGCCCGAAAGUCCUCCGUCGCCCCAGCGACCCACCUCUACAUCUCAGCGCAAAGUCCUAGGUGAUGCUACUACUACCAAAACAUCCGCUCGAUCCUCUCGCACAGGCUCCACGGCAGGCGCUUCUCCUGCGCUGCCUCGAGAAGACACCUUUGGAUCAAGUAUUCCUACGCGACCCCGCCCGAACGCUCGCAUGCAGAUAUUCGUCGAUCCAACAGGUUCGGAGGCUCAAGCGGCUGCUGACUCGUCUGUUACGCCAUGGGAUGACCUCGGCACCCGUAAGGCUCGAGUCAAAGAAAACAUCCCAGAGAUUAGCAAAGCCGCAGGCACUACCUUGAGGCAGCCUGGACGCCACCAACGCCUUGCGUCUGCGUCAAGUGGAUCCCGAAUUCCGGUAUUCCGGGAUCCUCCGGCCGUCGUGGAGGCAGAAGAAAUACCGCCUCCAUCUGCCCCUACGACAAAGAAUAGCAAAGCGCCUUCGCAGACUUUGGCCAAAGCCUCGUUUGUGCCAUUCAGAGACGACGCGGCAGAAUCCCGUCCAUCCACCCCACGUUUUACACCGUUCAGAGAUGAGCCCGUUUCUCCCUCGGGCUCUUCAAAGGAUGGUACCGCUUUAGGGAGCGUCAUGAAGACGAAGAAGGUCGGAGGAAAGGGGCAGGCGAUGAGUUCCGAAGGUGAAGCAUUGAGAAAGGACCCUUUCAAAAAUUAUCCUGCCCCGCCUGUUGAUGAUGAUUGACCACGCCUCGUAAUACCCAGACCCACUCGUUUCUCGACCCCGUCUGCUUGCUAUGAGUACGUUUCUGAGCUACUUGGUGUACAUUAGUGCGAUAAUGCAAGGGCAAAUCUUAUCUUAUCUGCUGCC